This is a messenger RNA of Drosophila takahashii, 1162 nucleotides long. RefSeq lists its product as uncharacterized. The record is from RefSeq and is a predicted model, not a curated record. NCBI's taxonomy places the organism in Eukaryota, Metazoa, Arthropoda, Insecta, Diptera, Drosophilidae.
CAAUAAAUUCAUUGUCAUUUAACCAAAAAAUGUCUGGAAAGAGUCAAACCAGAAGGAAAAAAGUACACUCGGCAGUGAAAAAAGGCAGGGCAAAGCAAAUGGCGAAUUGUGUAUCCCCAGUUCUGGAUGGUGAUGUUCUAGUACCUACAUGUCAAAAAUGCAGCCUUACCUCUUCUAUUACGGAAUUGGUUCGCCACGAAAUUUCUAAGGCCAUGACUAAAACCACUCUAAGUAGGGAAACUAUUCAAAGGGGGGCUAUUAAAGGAAGUAACGAAUUAUUAGAAAAUUCAAGCGAUUACGUUAAACUGGAUGAUCUGAAGGAUAUUGCUAACAAACUCAUCUCACGCAAUUUGGUCGAAUCUGUCAUCCAAAUCAACGCUAAGCAGGCUCAGGAGACUGUGAAAAAGAUCCUGGCUUUUGAAGCAGAAUUAAAACAAAUUACAGCGCGCAUAACUGCAAUUGAAGAGUCGGUAAAUGGCAGUAAAGAAGAUAAAGAACCUGCUGUUAGUCAGCGAACACGGGAAAAAAUAGGUAUGACUCGUAUAACCGACUUUCAAGGUACCAGUCUCGAAACUUCUAGUGCAAAUAUAAUACAGCGGCUCAAGAACGAGUGCAAGUUUAGAUUACCCCCUCGCCAGAAUAAAAUUUUAAACAGUGUCGGUUACCCGAAACAACUUGAUACUGAAAUUAGCUCUUCAGAUGGUGAUGAAGAUCAACACGAGAAAAAUUGUGCCAACAGAGGGCUUAUAACCAGGUUAAAUCGGCCGACGUUUGCGAAGAAGGUUCCAAUUCCUAGAGGUCAGACACAUGACGUUCGACCGAGCAGUUCACUUACUAGUGAGGACCUGCAGAGGCAAGACGCUGAAAGAAAAAUGUUUGAAGCUAACAUGCUCCUGUGUCGAAAGUCGCCUUUCACGCUUCAGCUAAAUAAAAACAAAAAACACUUUCCCAAUGAACUGCUGAUCCCCAGAUCCGCAAAGACGGGGAUUGCUACGGAUCCAAGACUCGCAAAACUACGCACAGCUAACGCAACCGGUGGAGUGGGAUCCGAUUGGUUAUUUGAACAAUAGGACAGACUAGUAAGAAGAUGCGCUCUCUUUAUGGCUUUUAUUUGUUUCUAAUUUUAAAAAUCUAAUAAAUUUAAUUGUAUCAUGUUACAGGA